Molecule: messenger RNA, 3332 nt
Organism: Brassica rapa (field mustard)
Lineage: Eukaryota; Viridiplantae; Streptophyta; Magnoliopsida; Brassicales; Brassicaceae
Product: protein DETOXIFICATION 39
Biological process (GO): xenobiotic detoxification by transmembrane export across the plasma membrane
Cellular component (GO): membrane
Molecular function (GO): xenobiotic transmembrane transporter activity; antiporter activity
Source: RefSeq, a predicted model, not a curated record
CCUUGGAUCCCACCUCGGGGUUUCAUAUCGUGCUUCUCUUGAAGUCUCACUCCGUUUUUUUUUUUUUGCUAAAAGGUAAAUAUCAUUAUGAAAAUGAACGUUUGAGGUUUACAAAAUGUUGACACAAACUGUAAGACCACUAUGAUUGAUUACAUGGCAAAAAAGUUUAAAAAACAUGUAAUCAAAAGACAAUCGAACCUGAAGCCGUUCUGCCUUAGAGCGAACAGGACAACAAGGAUCAAUACAACAAUUGAAGAGUCGGGAGAAAGAGCACAAACGAAAUAGGCAUAUGGAGAGACUGGAUAACCGGAGAUUGAGGGACACGACGCUAGCAUGAAGUUGUUUCAUACGAUUGCCUGAACCAAUACUUUCCUCUGAGACACAUAGACAAGCCCGCUCAAGGACCGCCCUCUCAGUCCGGGCUGGGCAAGAACUGAUCCUAAAUUCCAGCAUAGACAGGACAACACGUAACCACAGGUGCUUAAUAGCGCUCAACAAACCCAACCAAACUCGUCCUCUAAGUCGGUUAAGGGUAAGGGGCAGCAUCACCACCUCCUGGGUCUUACUCCCUCCUCGAGCUGCAAGGUGCAACCCCAAUAUCUAAGAGACCAAGAGACGCCACUGCCAUAUUCGUUUAAGCCUACAAAUCAUACCCACUCUCACAAGCAACGCUAAUCAAUAUCAAAGGGGGAAAGAGGAGCUACUAGAGCAUCGACUCAAUAGCAAGAACGCCUAAUCUCGACCCGUAAAAAGAAAUCUCAGUAAACGAAGUCUGAGGUCCCGGGACCUCUAUCUCAGGCGGAGCAUAUCCGAUUUACCUUUGAAUCGAAAAAGCAAGAAGCGACGUUUGUGAACCUUGCCGUCGAGGUGCUUUGACGUCGGGAGAGGAGGUGCGUUCAUCGGCGAAGAGAAGCUUCAUACUGUCGGCACAGUCGCUAGAGGAGCCUAGAUACGAAGCAUCUCCAAUUCGUACAACCGCAGACGAGCCACAGACUCGCGAACGACGGCGCCGAAAACAGAGACCCAUCACCAACAGAACCACGACGGAGAGGAAGUUGGAUUUGGCGGGAGUUUCAUGGGCCCUCUCGCAGCGCCUUGGGGGCACCGGAGAGGCAAGGUGAACGAUGGAGACGAAGACUCGAUGAACAGAAAUGUUAUUUUCUCUGCAUCAUCAUAGCAUUUCGCCAUUCUGAUUAGUGAUUAUGAAUACAAUCAAUUAAGGUAUACACGUUAUUUAUAUUCAACAUUUUACUUUCCUUUUUUUUGGGUCAAAAUUCAAUAUUUUACUUCCCGUAUGAGUUUUUAUUUCCCAAUCUGACAUUGACGAUUUUGUAAAGAUUUUCUACAUUCUAUUAUUUUAUAUAAUUAAUUCUACACUACUAUAUUUUUUAGUUAUUUUUUAGCAGAUCCCACCCCAGAGUUUCAUGUCGUGCUCGCUAAAAGUCGUACAGUCCAUUUUUAAAAGAACACAUACACCCAUUUUCCAAUACACACCUAGUUAUUAAAAAGUUAUACCCCAGUACACACUUAUAAACAUUAGGUGUCACCACUCCUGGCUAUAUAUACCCACAGAAAGAAACAUAAUGGAUACGUCAAGUGAGGCGACGGAGAGAGCCGAUCUCCAACGACCGUUGGUGGAACAAAAGCCUCCAUCGGACGUCGGACUCGAGAGCGUUUUAACGGAGAGUAGCAUUCCGUACCGGAAACGCUUGUAUUUAGGCGCGUGUAUAGAAAUGAAAUUACUUUUCCGGUUAGCACUUCCGGCGAUACUUGUCUACAUAGUCAACAGUGGAAUGAGUAUCUCUGCACGUAUCUUCGCCGGACAUCUCGGCGGUCAAGAACUCGCCGCGGCUUCCAUCGGAAACAGCUGCUUCAGUCUCGUCUAUGGCCUCAUGUUAGGUAUGGGAAGUGCAGUCGAGACUCUAUGUGGACAAGCACACGGAGCUCACCGUUACGAUAUGCUAGGGAUCUAUCUCCAAAGAGCAACGAUAGUCCUCGCUUUGGUUGGUUUACCCAUGACACUACUAUACACCUUCUCGUAUCCGAUUCUAGUCUUAUUAGGUGAGCCGAAAACGGUAUCGUAUAUGGGUUCCUUGUACAUCGCGGGCCUGAUCCCUCAGAUCUUCGCUUACGCUGUUAACUUCACGGCCCAAAAAUUCCUCCAGGCACAGAGCAUAGUGACUCCUAGUGCGUACAUCUCAGCUGCCGCUCUUCUCCUCCAGAUCUCGCUAACGUAUAUCACUGUUUACGUAAUGGGUUUGGGGCUUAUGGGCAUCGCUUAUGUCUUGACUAUAUGUUGGUGGGUUAUAGUUGGAGCCCAGACUUUGUAUAUUACGAAAAGUCAGAGGUUUAGACACACGUGGACUGGUCUUAGCUGGAGAUCGUUCCAAGGUCUAUGGAGUUUUUUCAAACUCUCUGCUGGUUCGGCUGUUAUGAUCUGUCUAGAAAUGUGGUAUUCGCAGAUUCUGGUUCUUCUUGCUGGUUUGCUGAAAGAUCCUGCUCUCUCUCUAGAUUCCCUCUCCAUCUGUAUGUCAAUUUCAGCAUUAUCCUUCAUGGUAUCCGUAGGCUUCAAUGCAGCUGCAAGUGUACGGACAAGUAAUGAGCUUGGAGCAGCAAAUCCGAAAUCGGCAUUGUUCUCUACAUGGACGGCUACUGUAGUUUCCUUCAUAAUCUCCGUCGCGGAAGCCCUGGCGGUCAUGGCGGCACGUGAUUACAUCAGCUACGUUUUUACGUCGGACCCUGAGGUGGCUAAAGCUGUCUCUGACCUCUGCCCUUUCCUCGCCGUCACCAUCAUCCUCAACGGAAUCCAGCCAGUCUUGUCCGGAGUGGCUGUGGGAUGUGGAUGGCAAGCAUUCGUGGCAUAUGUGAAUGUUGGUUGUUACUAUAUAGUUGGUAUUCCUGUUGGCUGUAUUCUCGGCUUCACUUUCAACUUUCAGGCCAAGGGAAUAUGGACCGGGAUGAUUGGAGGUACCCUCAUGCAAACUCUCAUCUUGCUUUACGUCACGUAUCGAACUGAUUGGGACAAAGAGGUGGAAAAAGCUAGAAAGCGAUUGGAUAUGUGGGACGAUAAGAAGGAACCUCUUCAAAAUUAAAGAGUAUUAAUACUGUGGAGUGGGAAACAAGAUAGGAAAAAUAAGUGUUGUCUUCGGAGGUGGUUUUUUGAAAAGAAGAUGCUUCUUUUUAUUAUUCCAACAGAUGUGGUUCAAAAAAAACAGCUAUUCCACCAGAUUAUUUUUUGUUGCCUUGGAAAAUUUUUGUGGCUACAUCUGAUGGAUGGAUUACUCAUUCUAAUUAAGUAGUAUUCUUUAAAUGACAUUAUUAUUUUUGAUGAC